This is a messenger RNA of Megachile rotundata (alfalfa leafcutting bee), 3163 nucleotides long. RefSeq names its product armadillo repeat-containing protein 3. The record is from RefSeq and is a predicted model, not a curated record. Lineage: Eukaryota; Metazoa; Arthropoda; Insecta; Hymenoptera; Megachilidae.
AAAGAUCACUGGAUGUACAUGAUUACAAACAUGUCAAAUCAGAACCAAUAUGCAAUGAACAAAAACUCGUCGUUUGAUAUUAAUAAACAUUAUGAAAUUUUAUGAUGAAUAUUUUAUAUACAGCUGUGUAAUAAGCAUCAAUGUUUCUUUAAUCAUUAAUUAAAUAUAAAGAAACAUGGGGCCAAAGCGUGCAGAGGUGUCCAAGCAAAAGGAAAGAGUUGAUCGCAGGGAGCAAACUAAGCACAAGUUUGAUGUUCUUCGGCUAGAAGUUAAAUAUCCAGGAACAGCGAUAUUGCUUUUACAAUGUCAAGAAAAGCCUGUGCUCCUAGCUGCAGCUGCAGCCUUGGCAAAAUAUGGCAGCAAAGCUAAAGGAAACUUGGAAGUUCUAUUCGACCUUGAUAUUGUGGAUAGUGUGAUUGCACUGAUCACUCAUGAGGAUUUAUUCACCAGAAGGUGCAUUUCCUUCAAUGCUUACAAUAUCUUUUCCUUGCAAUUUCUACAAUACCUUGCAAUCGAUAGGUUUGCUGCAAAGUUAUUAGCUGAGAUGGUUGCUAUUCCCAAUGUCCUUAAUUUUUUGCUGGACUCAAACUACUACAUUCCACACUUUACAAAGGUCUUGAUCAAUGAUCAGGAUCUGUUCAUGCAAGAAUUCUCAUCCUUAAUAUUAGCAGAAAUGUCAAAGGACCCUUUUGGCGCAGCUCAAAUGUUAAAUCAGUGUACAGAUAUGGAUUUUCUGUUUGAGAGAAUCCAGUCACCAGAUCCAGAUGUGAAAAAGAACAGUAUAGAAAUUAUAUAUAAUCUUUUACAAGAUCCUACUGGAGCACCAAUGAUCAUCGAAACAAAGAACUUCAACCUAUCAGCAGUGUACGAUCUCUAUAAUUCCCCAUAUCCUGAAAUUCAGAAGCUAGCCCUUGACGUAGUAACUGAUCUAGUCAGCAGAAACCAGGAUGACCACUUGCAAGACCUUUUUCGAAGAUCAAACGGUCUCCAGGCUUUGCUAAAGUUUUUAGACAAUAUCGAAUGGGAAGAUCUUCACUCAAAGGCAUUCUUGAUUCUUCGCUUAGCCUGUGACAAUGUGGCAACUGCAGAAAUGUUCGAUGACAUUGGAGGUAUUAAGGAGAUGAUGAACUACUUGGAGGGAACUGUCAACUCGAACCUCUUCAUGGAAGCCCUCGACGUGGUUGUUCGUCUGUCAGAUUCCCCUAGGGGUAGACAUGCGUUAUACACGUAUGGAAUCAUCGAUUACUUAUUGCGUACAUUAGUAGGCAAUGUGCAGCCUGAAAUAUACGAAAUUAGUUGCCAUGGUAUUGGAAUGAUGACUCUCUAUGAUAGAGCUGGUAAAGAUUUAACGGCAAGUGGCUGUGUAACCAACAUACUAGACAUAGUAAAGAAUGAGAACUUGAAAUGGAGUACCAGGCAAGCAGCACUGUUCGCUUUGAAGCAACUGUUGACAUGUGACCUCAAGAACUGCGAAAACUUCUUGAGCAUUCAAGGCCAGAAUUAUUUUCUGCGGAUGAUGAAACAACCUAUAGGGAAGGUCCCUGUUGAGGUGCUAGUAGGAAUGGUCAAAUGCUUCAUAAUAAUUGCAAGGAAUCAAAUCCUACGGCCUACUGUUGUCAACGUGGAAGUGAUCGAUGCAAUGUGCACAUCUUUUGAAUUGACCUGUCCAUCGAUGGACGACUUCAAGAUCGCCUGCUGCAACGCUCUCGCUGUUCUUUGCAUGGAAAAAGCUGGAAGAGCCGCGUUUCUGAAGGCCCACGGACAUAAACGCUUAUAUACCUUAUUGACGGAGGUCAGGUCGACCCCAAUAAGGAACGCUGCCGCUCAACUGAUUCAAUUACUAUGCGGAGAUCCGGUUUUGGCCAAUGCUUUCGUAUCCGCUAAAUACUUAAAUUAUAUGCUGAAUAAUCGCCUAAUUGCGAAGCUGAUUCCUUCAUGGGACACCUGCAUCGAAGCCUUGUUUAGUGCGCAUCUGCCGAUCAAGUUUGCUCUCACUGGACGACUUUCCUUGCAUGAUGUCACUAAGGAUGGUUUUUAUGUUCUUCGAAGAAACGUUUGCAAGUAUGCUUUCACAGAAUUACAAUACUCAUAUAUACAAACUAAAAUUAUUUCUUUUCACAGAUUUCCAAUAUUGGAUGAUAUCUUCCGGUUCAAGUACUGUCCAAUGGAGCCCAUAUACGUAGUUAACUGCAUCCGACCCCGUAAAUCAAGCAUCCAGGAGAAAAUAGAAAGUCUAUUAUCUCUACAAGGUGUCAGCAGCACUAGCCUACACAGCAUCAGUGAGAGAGACAUCUUCCUAUCAACCGAGAUCAGAGACCUGAUGAUGGACAUGAAAUUCGGUCGUCUUCAGUGCGACCCUUGCCUCUACAACUAUUUAGAGCUCUUCAAGUGCAAGCUCAUCGCUGCAGAAUCAAAAGAUGUAGCAUUGAAAGCUGAGCAAGGAUUAGUGAAUGUUAGCUACGUUGCUUCUCGUGCUAAGAUGUUAGCCAAAUUCGUGGCUCAACAACUGGCAGGACCAGAUCCUAUGAUCACGUGCGUGGACCAUCAGUUGGAGAUUCAUUUGAAGCAGAUCAAACAUUGCAUUGAGACGAGUGUGAUACCGUUAGGGAUGCUACGAGUGGGUUCCUUUCUGGAGAGAGCUCUGCUUUUCAAAGUGAUGGCUGAUAGGAUACAUUUGCCAGCUGCUCUGGUGCGAGGAGAGUAUGGCGCAGCUUGGGUUGAAAUAGCUGUACCUGAGGUCAAACACUCGACCGAAAAAGAUAUUAUAAAAUAUUACGUGGAGGAAAUGUCCUGUCCAGACAUCGUCACCUUAUACGACUCUGUGCGACACGUCACAAGCGAAGAGGAAGUCUCAAACGAGUCGACUUUCACGGAUCAGGAUGAAACAUUUUACCCGACGAAGUUGCUGAAACCGAAUUUUAUCGUCGACUUGAUAAACAAUCCAGGAGACCUGAUCCCGAUAGACAGUCGUAGAGCAAAAAUGUACUGCGCGAAACAAUUAGAUUGCGACACGGCGUGUGAAGAUGUAAAUGUUUAAUCGCAAAGUUUUAUUUUGUUCAGUUACAUAUCUGUUACAAAAUCUAGCUACGUUCUCGCUUUCUUUGGACUCUGUAGAAAAUCGUAGAGCUUACGAAAUCCUUUAAUAAUAAAACGUAAGAAAUUA